AUUCAAACACAAAUCACAAACAAUUAUUUAACUUCUCCCAUGUAAAGUUACUGAAGCCCUUUCUUCACUACAUAUUCAUUUCAACGACAUCAAUAACAACAACAACAACAACAGCAGCACCUACCAGCAAGUAGACUAUAAUUAUUCAGUCAUUCACUCCAAUUAAGGACUCUACACUCCACUCCACUUCACAACACACAAAUCAUUUCGACAAUGAGGCUUCAUCUCUUGUCUCUGUUACCCAUUAUUCUCUCAGUACAUCAAGUCUGUGCAGAGGGACCGCAAACUACAAAGCAGUUCCUUGACCAGGCGUCCAUCUACCUGGGCAAAGGCGAAUAUAAUUUGGCUCUUCAGAGCUAUGAUGCUGCUAUUGAUGGCGAUCCUUCGAACUAUCUUUCAUAUUUCAAGCGAGCAGCUACCUAUCUCACUCUCGGACGUAAUAAUCAAGCGCUUGCUGACUUUACAACUAUCCUGAAGUUAAAGCCUGACUUCAGCCAAGCAUUGUUGCAGCGUGGCAAGCUUUACACCAAAUCUGGAGAGUUUACCAAAGCCAGGGAAGAUCUAGAGCAGUAUCUGAAGAGCAAUCCUAGCGACACAGAGAUUCCCGAGCUUUUACAUAACAUCGAUGAAGCUUCCAAAGCGUUGACGAAGGCAGAGGGUUUUUUCAAGAAAGGACAAAUGAAUGAAUGUGUUCAUAUCUUGGGGUCAGCUAUUUUGGUGGCACCUGUCUAUAUUCCCUUCAGGAUGCAGAGAGCAGAAUGUCAUUUGGCUCGUGGGAAAGUUGAGGAGGCCGUCAAUGACUUUAACAGAGCAACUCAUAACGCAGCAUUGGAUCCACAAUUGAUGCAUCGUCUUUCGACUAUGAGUUAUUACUCUCUCUAUAUGCCUGAGCAGGCUCUGACACAGAUCAAGCAAUGUAUUUCGUUCGACCCUGAAAACAAAUUGUGUAAGGCCUUGUUCCGAAAGCUCAAGACGACCGAGAAGGAUAUGGUUAAGCUUAAUUCUGACCUACAAAAGGGACGCUGGACUGAGGUGAUCAAUAAGGCUGUUGGAAAUGAAAAAUCAUUGGCUAAAUCCGUCGAAACAGAGACAAAAGAAAUGGAGCAGGCGAAUAAUGCUGUGGGUAAGAUGCCCAAGAGACUUUUACUCAAGAUCCACGCUGCUGCUUGUAAAGCAUACUCUGAGCGUAAAGAAGCGGUAGAUGCACUCAAAUGGUGCUCAUCAGCAGUAUUACUAGAUGAAUCUAAUGUAGACGGGCUGGUCGGACGUGGAAUGGCAUAUAUGUUAAAUGACAGUUUCGAGGAAGCUAUCCGGGAUUUCACAAAGGCGCAAGAGCUUGCUGGAGGGAAUAAUCAGAAUAUUCAUGAUAAACUGUCCAAGGCUCAACGACUCUUGAGGCAAUCUCAACAUAAAGAUUAUUACAAGAUUUUGGGUGUUCCCCGGAGUGCAACUCAAAAAGAGAUCAAGAAAGCUUUCCGCAAGCAGGCCUUGCAGUGGCAUCCUGAUAGAUAUAGUGGUAAUUUAUCUCCAGAGCAAGUAGAGAAGAAGAUGGCAGGCUUGAAUGAGGCUUAUGAAGUUUUGAGCGAUCCAGAAUUGAGAGCACGGUUUGAUAAUGGUGACGAUCCUAAUGAUCCACAGGGGCAACAGAACCCGUUCGCACAAGGUUUUGGUGGUAACCCAUUCUUCUUCCAACAAGGUGGAAGCCCAUUCGGUCAAGGUGGAAGUGGAGGAUUCCAGUUCAACUUUCAAUUUUAAAAUGUGACAUAGUAUAAUAAAAUAUAG
Lobosporangium transversale is the source of this 1782-nucleotide messenger RNA. Its product is annotated as DnaJ and TPR domain-containing protein. The transcript is spliced from 3 exons. Gene Ontology annotation, cellular component: endoplasmic reticulum. Gene Ontology annotation, biological process: protein folding in endoplasmic reticulum. NCBI's taxonomy places the organism in Eukaryota, Fungi, Mortierellomycota, Mortierellomycetes, Mortierellales, Mortierellaceae. Gene Ontology annotation, molecular function: misfolded protein binding; protein-folding chaperone binding. The record is from RefSeq and is a predicted model, not a curated record. The coding region runs from base 214 to 1755 and encodes 513 amino acids.